Messenger RNA from Neurospora crassa OR74A, 894 nucleotides. RefSeq names its product metalloprotease 1. Lineage: Eukaryota; Fungi; Ascomycota; Sordariomycetes; Sordariales; Sordariaceae. The transcript is spliced from 3 exons. Gene Ontology annotation, molecular function: metallopeptidase activity. The coding region runs from base 1 to 894 and encodes 297 amino acids. The record is from RefSeq and is a predicted model, not a curated record.
AUGAUCUUCAGCAAGGCAGUUCUGGCCGCGGCGGCCAUGAUGGCUUCUUCAACCGUCUUCGCCAGGAGAUGCGGAACACCAGGCAUGACCCCCGACCAGGUGACCAGCUUUAACACGCUGGCCACCAAGGCCAUGACCAAGCUCACUGCGGUUAAGGCAAACUUCCAAAAGGCGGAACUCCAAGAUGUGGAUGAGAAGGUGAUCAAAGUCUAUGUUCACGUCUUGGCGAAUGGUACCAAGGUGGAAGAUGGGUAUCUUGAUGAAUCCCAAAUCCACGAGCAAAUCUCGGUCCUCAACGCCGACUUCAGCUCCGCCAAACUUUCCUUCAACCUGCAAAACAUUUCCUACACCAUCGACAAUGACUGGGCCAACGGCUUGGAAGAAUAUGCCUUCAAAUCGCAACUGCGCAGAGGCGACUACUCGGACCUGAACCUCUACUUCCCCUUAACCCUCCCCGAUUCCCUGCUCGGGUACUCGCACUUCCCCGUCUCCCUCACUGGAGAGCGGCAGGAUGCCACCAGCCCCAAAGACAUCUUCCUUCUCGAUGGCGUCGUCAUUCGCUCCGACACGUUGCCGUUUGGCAACUAUGCCCCCUACAACUUGGGCAGGACGGCCACCCACGAAACCGGGCAUUGGUUUGGUCUCGAUCAUACUUUUGGCGCGGGUGGGUGUGAGGGCAAAGGGGAUAUGAUUGCGGAUACUCCCUUUGAGGCGUCUCCGGCUUAUGGGUGCCCGGUUGGAAGGGAUAGUUGCCCGGAUCAGGAGGGCUUGGAUCCGAUCCAUAACUUUAUGGAUUAUUCUGAUGAUGGUUGUAUGGAGGAGUUUACCCCGUUGCAAAAGGCUUAUAUGCACAGUGCCUUUGAGACUUAUCGGCAGAAUGUUGCUGGGCCUUAG